AGUAAAACGUUUUCAGGUCAUUCGAUUGAGUGGUAGACUGUCAUCUGGCGCUCUUUUUGUGCCAGGAAUUGUCAUCAUUAUUAUUUAAACAAUAGAACGAAAAAAAGAAAAAUUGUGCAAAGAGCCUGAGGAUUUGGUCAACACCAUCAAAGCUAUCAAUUGAAACUGAAUGUGCUAAAAUUGCACAGCAAUUAAGUUUUGGUUUUUCCUUUGUUGAGUUUAAUUAAACAACUUUUGAAUAUGAUUGUACUCACGUUUAUAAUAUCAGCCCUCGUUGCUGUUAACGUCCAGGCCCUCAGCAUCAUCACACGGGACCAAGUUAAGGAUUACUGUGACAGUGAAAUCUAUUGCCAGGGAGAGUUAUUGAAGACAGUCCAGCUGGCUGAAAUUUUUCCUGAUAGCAAGACCUUCGUUGAUCUUUAUCAAUUACAUGAUCCAACCGUGACCUUGGCCAAUUUCCAAAAGUUGAUGAGUGACACUGGUGGAAAACCAAACAAAACUCAAGUUGCUCAAUUUGUGGCGGAAAACUUUCAUUCAAGUAUCGACGUGUUGCCUUGGUCACCUCCUGAUUGGCAACCAGACCCUGCAAUACUCAAGAGUAUUCAAGACCCAAAUUUUCGAGAGUGGGCGAGACAAUUGAACCAUAUUUGGAAGAAUCUUUCACGGCAAAUGUCGCCAGAGAUAUUGUCAAACCCUCAAAGAUAUAGUGCUAUACCAUUAGAAAAUGGCUUCGUUGUACCUGGUGGACGCUUUCAAGAAACCUAUUACUGGGAUAGUUAUUGGGUAAUCGAAGGUCUUCUACUUUGUGGAAUGAACGAAACAGCAAAAGGAAUAAUUUUAAAUUUCCUUUCGAUGGUAAAUAGAUUCGGUUUUAUUCCAAAUGGUGGUAGAAUCUACUAUUUGAUGAGAAGUCAACCCCCUCUACUCAUUCCUAUGGUCGAAAGAUAUGUUGCAACAACUGGUGACAUAAAGUUCCUGGAAGAAAACAUACUAACUUUGGAGAAAGAGUUUGCCUACUUUCAACGUGAAAAAAGUGUAAAUGUUGUAAAAAAUGGUGUAACAUACAAGAUGGCACGGUAUAUUGUCAACAGCGAUGGACCACGCCCGGAAAGUUAUCGGGAAGACUACAAAGAGGCUCAAGCCUUCGAGACUGAUGAAAGAAAACGUAUUUUUUACGAAGACAUAAAAGCUGGUGCUGAAAGUGGUUGGGAUUUUUCGUCACGUUGGUUCAUCCCUGACAAGCCUGUCAUGGGGAAUCUCUCUGACAUUUCAACAAGAAAUAUUAUUCCUGUCGAUCUUAAUGCUUUCCUUCAGCGUAAUGCUCGUCUUCUGAGUCAGUUUAAUACACUCCUAGGAAACGGAGCGAAAGCAAAGAAGUACAAGGACAUUGCGAAUGACUAUCAGACUGCUAUUGAUGCGGUUCUUUGGAGCGACGAACUGGGCAUUUGGCUCGAUUAUGAUAUCAAAAAUGAACGACCAAGGAAAUUUUUUUAUCCUUCCAAUCUCACGCCACUCUAUACUAAAAGCUUUAAUAUGAAGAACGCAUCAUUCUACGGUCAAAAAGCUGUUGAUUAUCUUACUGCCGAAGGCAUCAAUACAUUUAUGGGUGGAACCCCAAUGUCUUUGAGUCAAACUGGAGAACAGUGGGACUUUCCUAAUGCAUGGCCACCUCUACAAUCAAUCAUGGUCCAAGGACUCCGGAACACGGGUGCCCAAUCAGCCCUUGUAAUGGCUGAAGAACUCGCAACUCGAUGGCUAAGAGCGAAUUAUUUGGGCUUCGCUGAGUAUGGCAUGAUGUUUGAAAAGUACAAUUCUCUACAACCAGGAGAAUAUGGAGGUGGAGGUGAAUAUAAUGUACAAGCUGGAUUCGGAUGGACAAAUGGUGUUGUACUUGAAUUUUUAAAUUUAUAUCCUGGUACAAAAUCCAGUGAUAGCAGUGAUAGCAUUAGCAGAGUUUCACCAGAAUCCUGAAUAAAAUAGUACUUUCAGGUGAAUUCUUCGGAAAUGCCAGCAAAAAAAUUCAUUUCCGAUAGCUGAAUGACUAAGAAUUAGAGUCACUUAUGACUCUGAAGCUUUAAAUUUUAUAAUUUUAUUUAAAGAGUAAAUACUAAAUUAAGAUAUAUAUUUCCAAAGAAAAUUUUUUAUAACUAUUUAGGAAUAAUUUUAAAAUUUAUAAUAAAAUUUAAGAGAAAACUGAUGUUCAUAAUGAAAGCAGUAUUUUGUGGUGUAUAAAUCUUUUUAUAAAAAUUUAUCAACUAACUAUGGAUGUAAAUAUGUAUUAUGAAAAAGUAAAAAGAUGCAUUUUAUUUUUAAAAGAAGAAAAAGAGAUAAUGAAAUGAAUAUUUUAUUCUACGGCUGUGCUCACAUAAAAAAUU
This is a messenger RNA of Chelonus insularis, 2375 nucleotides long. RefSeq names its product trehalase-like. The transcript has 10 exons. Gene Ontology annotation, molecular function: alpha,alpha-trehalase activity. Gene Ontology annotation, biological process: trehalose catabolic process. Bases 241 to 1971 code for a protein of 576 amino acids. Lineage: Eukaryota; Metazoa; Arthropoda; Insecta; Hymenoptera; Braconidae. The record is from RefSeq and is a predicted model, not a curated record.